UUCAUCAUCAUCGCCGGGCUCAUCAAAGCCGACCCCAAGAACUACAGGGACUUCGCACCCUACAGCGCCCGCGGCAUCUUCAAGGCCUCCGCCGUCCUCUUCUUCGCCUACGUGGGCUUUGACGCCGUCUCCACCAUGGCCGAGGAGACGAAGAACCCCGCCCGCGACAUCCCCAUCGGCCUCGUGGGAUCGAUGGUGCUCACCACCACCAUUUACUGCGUGCUCGCGGUCGUCCUCUGCCUCAUGCAACCGUACUACGAGAUCGACAUCAACGCCCCCUUCUCGGUCGCGUUCAAGCAGGUCGGGUGGGGCUGGGCUCAGUACGUCGUGGCAGCCGGCGCGUUGAAGGGGAUGACCUCGGUCCUCCUCGUCAGCGCGGUGGGGCAGGCUCGGUACCUCACGCACAUAGCAAGGACACACAUGAUGCCGCCGUGGUUCGCCAAGGUUGAUCCGAAGACAGGGACGCCGAUCAUCGCCACGGUCGCAAUGCUCGCUGCCACGGCCGUGAUAGCCUUCUUCACCGAUCUCGAAGUCCUAGCAAACUUGCUCUCCAUCGCGACGCUCUUCAUCUUCAUGCUGGUGGCUCUAGCCCUCAUCGUGCGGAGGUACUACGUGAGCGGGGAGACGACGGAGGCGAACCGGAAGAAGCUAGUGGUGUACCUCACACUGAUCCUGGCUUCCUCAACAGGGACGGCGGCGUAUUGGGGGCUAAGCGAGCACGGGUGGAUCGGGUACUGCGUCACAGUGCCUAUAUGGUUCCUGUCGAACUUGUUGCUGUGGGCGACCGUGCCUCAAGCACGGUCGCCUAAGCUGUGGGGCGUGCCGUUGGUGCCGUGGAUGCCGUCGACGUCUAUAGCUAUAAACAUAUUCUUGCUAGGAUCCAUUGAUGGAAAGUCUUUCGUGAGGUUCAUGGUGUGGACGUGUUUCCUGCUGGUGUACUACCUGCUGUUCGGGCUUCACGCGUCGUACGACACGGCCAAGAUGUACGAAUCG
Messenger RNA from Salvia hispanica, 993 nucleotides. NCBI's taxonomy places the organism in Eukaryota, Viridiplantae, Streptophyta, Magnoliopsida, Lamiales, Lamiaceae. The record is from RefSeq and is a predicted model, not a curated record.